Morone saxatilis (striped sea-bass) is the source of this 4811-nucleotide messenger RNA. RefSeq names its product neutral cholesterol ester hydrolase 1-like. The record is from RefSeq and is a predicted model, not a curated record. Gene Ontology annotation, cellular component: membrane. Lineage: Eukaryota; Metazoa; Chordata; Actinopteri; Moronidae. Bases 98 to 1318 code for a protein of 406 amino acids. The transcript is spliced from 5 exons. Gene Ontology annotation, molecular function: carboxylic ester hydrolase activity.
UUCGUCGCUUUCCGGCGGAGCCACUGAUCGCCUGGGACCGGCCGAGUGCAAUCCCGUAUGAACCGUGGGGCUUCUCAGGCGAGCACAGUCCGCCGCGAUGAGGCUCCCUUUGGCCGGGGCCGUGCUGCUGUCGGCGGCCGCCUACUUCGUCUACCUGCCGCUACCGAGCGGCGUCAGCGAGCCCUGGAAGCUGAUGCUGCUGGACGCGCUGUUCCGGAGCUUCAUGAAGGCGAGUGACGUGGCUCACGCGCUGGGCGUGUGCCAUCGGGUCCACCUGUUGAACCAGGUGGUGUCCUGGGUGGAGGUGAUCGAGGCUCGCUCCGGCCCCACGGUGCUCGUGGCCGACUCCACGCUGGGCGGCGUGCCCACCCGGGUCUUUCAGCCGAAGGCGGGGAAGCAGCUGAAAAGAGGAAUCAUAUACUUCCACGGAGGAGGAUGGGCCCUCGGCAGCGGACGGAUGCGAUCAUAUGACCUGCUUUGUCGGAAGAUGGCGGAGGACCUGGACUCUGUUGUCAUGUCUGUGGAUUACCGUCUCGCUCCGGAGGCCGUGUUCCCAGAUCAGUACCACGAUGCGUUAGGGGCGUCGCGGGCCUUCCUGUCCCCCGAGGUUUUAGAGCGCUACAGCAUCGAUCCGGAGAGGGUGUGUGUGUCUGGAGACAGCGCCGGAGGAAACCUGGCAGCCGCUGUGGCACAGGAGCUCAGCUCAGAUGACAGUCUGACAGUGAAGUUCAAGGUCCAGGCUCUGAUCUACCCGGUGCUGCAGGCGCUCGACUUCUACACCCCGUCCUACCAGCAGAACCAGGCUGUGCCCAUCCUCUACAGGCCCUACAUGGCUCGUUUCUGGCUGCAGUACCUGGGCGCCGACUCCUCCCUGGAGCCCCUCCUGCUCGCUAACAACCACAGCUCCCUGGACCAGCCGACCAUCAGUGCCAGCACCCGCUCCAAGCUGGACUGGACCGCUUUGCUCCCCGCUAAACGCAGGAAGCACUUCCGGCCGGUCGUCAAAGAAACGGGAUCACCGGGGGUGAUGGGCGAGGUGCCGGAGCUGAUGGACGUGAGGGCGGCACCGCUGCUGGCGGAGCAAGGGGUUCUGGGUCGGACGCCUAAAGCAUACGUGAUGACCUGCGAGUAUGACGUGCUGAGAGAUGACGGGUUGAUGUACGUCAGGCGCCUGCAGGACGCCGGCGUCACGGUGACCAGCGAUCACUAUGAGGAUGGUUUUCAUGGCUGCAUGGUGUUUGCGUUCCUGCCGAUGAUGUCUAGCGUUGGACAUAGGAGCAUGAACAACUACAUCCACUGGCUGGACCAGAAUCUGUAGACAAUCAAUACAAUCCAGGAUCUGUAUGGUCCGUGUGUGGAACCAAAGAUGUCCUGGAGCAGAAAGUCUGGUACUUGAGAGCUCCUUGUUGGACCUGCAGAGAGGAGACUUUAGUUAUCAUAAAUGUAAUCGUGGUGGGCGGCAAAAUGGACCAGACCAACAAAUCUAACUCCCAAGGCCUGUAAUAUGCUUCUUUUUUUACCAACGUUUGCAUGUAGACAAGCUGCUGGGCGAUCAUCAGGGUCGACUCAUUCCUGGUGAAAACUGAUUACGCAGAAUGUAAACAUGGAGGAGGUCAUUAUGGUGUUAAUGUUAGAAGACAUCUCUUUUUAGUUUCUCCUCUUUUCACUGUCAGCAUCGAGUCCUGCUCACAUCCUGCUCCCACCACUCAUGUCCUUAAUAACAUCUCGUGGACGUGCAGCGAUUAUUUUUGGACAACCAUGAAAGCCGCAAACGUGCAUUCAAACACGUCUUUUAUAAGCAAAUAAAUCAACGCAGUGUAGUUUAAAAUCUGGAUUCGAAUGGACCACAAAGUGUCCUCACUGGACCCUGAAACCAAAACAUUUCUAAUCAAAUGUAACCAAAGAAAGUGACGCUUUCACACUUACGUCAAAGGCCAUAAAUCCAAUGCAACAGUUUGGAGAGUGACCGUAUACUUAAGGCUCAUUAUUUUCAAGAAAAACAAAAUCCUGGAGUUUACAGAAGAGCUAACGAGGUUUAUGUUCAAUAACAGAACAUUGUUAAAACACUAGAGAUGUAAAACAACUACAGAAGGCUCUCCAGCAAAACCAUUGCUAUUAGUAUCACUUCUUUUAGUUUUGAGUUUUUAAAAAAUGUCUACACUUACUGUACAUGGAUAUAAUAUGGGCUAGGCUCAUCUGUGUUGAACAGACAACCAAAUUUUGAAGAUGGUUAAAAAAUAAAAGUGACAUAUAAUCACGCUAAGUUAGCUAAUGUUAGCAAAACGUUUGCUAACUAUCCUGAGAAUUAGCUAUGAUUGAUGCACAUAGCAUAUCUAAGUACAGGGAAGGAGAAAAGUUGUCAUUGGAGUUUUAAAAUCAUGAACACAAACACAUCAGAGUCGUCCGGUUAAACUGUCUGUUACGGUUGUUAAUGGUGUUUAUUUGAUAUUUAAUAAACAGAUAAAACAACGGAUAUAAAGCAUCAAUAUAAAAGUCAACAACCUUCAAGGGAAACAUCUGGAGAAAUUAAACUCUGGUAUGAUUUUGUAAAUAACUCUAAAUGGUGAGCUUUGAAUAAGUUGCCUAACUUCUCCUGAGUCCUGAUCGGACUAGUUUUAGAGGUCAAAGUCACUCUUUAGUUAGUUAGUUAAGUUAUCUUCAGCUUUUAUUCUUUUAUGAUGCACUGAAACAGUUUGCUCACACACACACAAACAGGCCAGUCAAGGUUACAGUGUGUGUGUGUGUGUAGGGGUGUGUGUGUGUAAAAGUAUGCCAGAGUUCACAUCUGUCAGUGGAUUGUGCAAUAUUGUAUGUUUAAAAGAAUCCCUCGCCCUCUGUUACUCCACUCUCUGAUGACCACUGUACUGCAGAGCCAAUGCAAUGACGACGACGACAAUGAUGAUGAUGAUGAUGAUGAUAGCUGUGAAAUUUAUGCGAGAAUUACUGUAUCACCACGACAGAAGAGAUCCCAAAUGGACUAUCGUGUUCCCUCCCCUCAGCCGCUGCUGGCCCCAAAACUAAUAUAAUGAACCGACGACAGCGAGCGUCAGACAGGCUCGGUUUUUGGCUUUCGGCCCACGAACGCAGCGAGCCAAGAGCGUAGCAGAAACACUGAGCUGAGUGUGGUCAUUACAAGGGCUUCACAUUAUUCAGAAAGAACAUGUUGGAAGUGUAUCAGAGUGUCAGGAGGUUUUCUUCUUUUCCUUAAGGGGGGGAAAUGAGUCCAGACAGUUUAUUCCUAACGUGGACAUUUUGUACACUUUCUAGUGAAAAGAUUAAGUUUGAUAUGUUUAAGUAAAAUAAGUCACUCAUGAAUAAGAAAUAUAAUUUUUUUUUUUUAAGAUUAGAUGAGGCGACUGUGGAGAAAGACUUUUUGAAUGUUUCUCAAGUGCUGUGAUUUUUAUUGCUGUAUGUGAAAUACGCAUUAAGUGGGUUUUAUAUUGUAUAAAUAAGGUUUUAAUACGAGUCGGGUUAUGCAACAGGUUGUUUCAGUCGAGCAAAUAUAGAAAACCGGCCCCAGAUGUGCUCCUGCAGCGCUAAUAAAGCCCAUAAGUUAGCUGCUUUAUUGGCUUCUGUGACAACUCUAGUGGUUUAUAGGGAGCAGGAUCACAAUAUUUCUUUAUGUUACUGUUUUAAUAAUGUACUGUAUUUGUAUUAUCCGGUCAGGAUGUCAGUACACACAGACACAUAUUUGUAUGUAUAUAUAUAUAUAUAUAUGUGUGUGUGUGUGUGUGUGUUUAGGCAUAACAGUGUGUAACUAUGAUUACGAGGACUAAGAGCUGCUGCGCCUGUAGAGGGCGUCCGGUGGCCAUAUUGGAGGUUAAACAGAGCAUUUGGCAUUUGAUAUAAAGAGCUUAAAGCACAAGUGUUCAUUUAGUCGCAAUAAGCUAAAUUACAUGUUUUUUUAGUUCUACAGUAUAAAUCUGAACCCAUUAAACAUCUGACCAAGUGAUUCAGAAAGAAAAUCUUAUGUAUUAUUGUUAUAAUAUACCUAAUGUAUGGUGCUGGUAUGAUAUGAAACGUCUUAUUUUUUUGUCCUUAAAAAAACAUUUAUGUAAAUUUAUGACACAAAGAGCUGAAAUAAUUAGUUAAUUGAGAAUAAUUCAGCAACGUUUGAGUCCUUUUUCAAGAAAAAUGCCAAACGUUUGCUGCUCAAAUGUGAAGAUUUUCUGCUUUUUUCGUUCUUUUAAACUCACUGUAAACUGAUUACUGACUUUUGACAUUAUUCCCUAUUUGCUGCUUUUCAAUUUUAAAUUUUAAAUGAUUGUUAGUUGCAGCUGUAAUCACAUGUGGAAAUGCCAUUUCAUGUCACACUGAACAGCAUUUUACAUGAUUAAUUCAGAUUUAAACGUGGUGGUUUCCAGACAUUUCACAUGCAUUUUACUCAACAAAAAACUUCAAGGAAAGUACAUGUUAAAUGCUUGAUACUUACCCAUAUUACUAACCUGUUGAGAUGGAAAUAAUGAGACCAAGAUGUAGAUAUUUGGUUAAAUUGAGAAUAUUUAACGUAAUUUCCAUGUUACAGUUCAGUUAUUAUGUUGUUUUGUUUAGAAAGUGAGUGUCGACCUCCGUCUGUCGACCUCCUCUGUAAUCGCAGUUAAUUCCUCUAUAUUUUACUAAUUGAUUGAACUGUGAUGUAACGGGGGCUUAAGCGGGAAAAACCUACUGUAUCUGCACACAAUGUAAAAUGUUCACAAAUUACUAUUUUUUAUGAUUUAUUUAUGAAAAACAAAGAUUAUAAUGACACAUAUAGAGAUGUUUUUGUGGCUUGUUCUGUGCAAAAAUCACCAUUCACACACAAAUAAAGUUAC